AUGGCACAAGAGCAACGCCGAGUGGAACUAGUGAAACGACUGAAUCAACUGUACAUUGAUCUGGCAACCAGGCGAACCCAAGUUCGAGACGAAUGGAAACGCCGUUAUUAUGUCGCCAAAAGACAGGCCCCAGAAAUUGAGGAGCGUAUGAACGAACACCGACUGCGCCUGGACGAUAUGAUGCGUCGAUCAAUAGUCUCUAUUAGGCACUAUAACUCCGAUUCCGCAGAGGCACUUCGGCUUGCAGAUUUGAUGGAGAAACGUCGAGAGGUCACAGCAGAAGAGUACCGACUGGCAGAAACUAUGCUAGGAUUAACAAAAGCAAUUAAGCUACGAGCUCAAGCAGAAGACGAAGGUCAGCUCUUGAUGGAUGAUCUCGAACGCAGACGCGGCGAGGUGAAUUUAGUAAAAUCGACCUCUCCGAGAAGACGCGUUUAUGCGUUUUCUCUAUCGCCAAGACGACAACCCAUAACAUCAGAGAGCACUCGAGUUCGACGAUUGAAUUCUGACAGAAUACCGGGGAAGAAAAUAGAUAGUGAGCCAAGCAGCAGGAAGGGAAAGCGUGAGAAAUCUAAAAAGUCCGGAACUAUUUCACAGAAAUCCGACU
This is a messenger RNA of Opisthorchis viverrini, 607 nucleotides long. RefSeq lists its product as hypothetical. The transcript is spliced from 4 exons. NCBI's taxonomy places the organism in Eukaryota, Metazoa, Platyhelminthes, Trematoda, Opisthorchiida, Opisthorchiidae. The record is from RefSeq and is a predicted model, not a curated record. The annotation marks the transcript as partial.